This is a messenger RNA of Schistocerca piceifrons (Central American locust), 1315 nucleotides long. Its product is annotated as glycerol-3-phosphate phosphatase. Gene Ontology annotation, molecular function: phosphatase activity. NCBI's taxonomy places the organism in Eukaryota, Metazoa, Arthropoda, Insecta, Orthoptera, Acrididae. The transcript is spliced from 5 exons. The record is from RefSeq and is a predicted model, not a curated record. The coding region runs from base 430 to 1254 and encodes 274 amino acids. Gene Ontology annotation, cellular component: cytoplasm.
ACUGGAACACAAAAUGGUACCAAACUUGCCAAAAAACUCUGUUGUAGAGCCUGUCACUGCUAUCACAGCGUUCUGCAUGGAAAACUACCAAAAAUGCAUAGGAGGAAAGGUGGGACGGGGUAUUGGCUAAAUUAUAACAAUAUUCAAUUUGACUAGGAAAUCACAAGUAUUGACUUGCUUGCCUUAAUAGAUAGCAACAAAUCUACAAAUAUUUGCAUUGUAGAUAAACUUCAGGCACUUUAUGGUCAUUUAGUUCUCCGUGUGCCCCCUUGUCACCCAGAAGUAAACACUAUAUAAAUGGCAUGGAUGUUGGCAAAGAACUGGGUGGCUGCAAAGAACAUUACUUUCAAGCAGGAAGAUGUAUGGAGGCUAAUGGAAUAAAACUUUUCCUCCAUUACUGUGUAAGAACGGGUGGCAGUUUGCAGACACAUGGGAGGUGUUGAAAAAACAUAUGUGGAUCAAGAAAAGUGUUCAAAGUGGAAGAAGUGGUUUUCGAGAUACGUGCCAGCAAUACGGGGGGCACUAGCGAUGAUGACGACUUCAGACUAUUCCAUUCUGAAGACAGCAAAUAAAUGGAAGGAGGAAAUUCUGUCAUCUUCAUAUCUAUCAGCACGUUAUUUAAAUGACAUAGGAUUUAAGAAGAAGGUGUAUGUAUUUGGCACAAGUGGCAUAACCAAGGAGUUGGAUAAAGUGGGAAUUCAUCAUACUGAAGUUGGGCCUGAUCCUAUGGUGUGUGAUAUGGGAACACUAGUUAGCUCCAAAACAAAGCUGGAUCCAGAAAUAGGAGCUGUAAUUGUAGGAUUUGAUGAACAGAUCAGCUAUCCCAAAAUACUAAAAGCAGGCUCAUAUCUCAAAAAUCCAGACUGUCUUUUUCUAGCUACAAAUACAGAUCAGCAAUUUCCUUCAAAAAGCAAUAUAGUAAUACCAGGUGCUGGCUGUAUAGUAGCAGCAGUAGAAUGCUGCGCAGGACGUAAACCAAAAGUCAUUGGAAAGCCUGGAGACUACAUCAGAGAUUAUCUUAUCAAGAAGCACAACAUAAAUCCUCAAAGAACGCUAAUGAUUGGUGACAGAGGAAACACAGACAUUCUUCUUGGAACACGCUGUGGCUUCAAAACUUUAAUGGUACUCACAGGAGUGUCAUCCCUAGUGGACAUUGAGCAAUGGGAGAAGUCUGAUGACAAAGAAAUUUUGGGCUGUGUUCCCAAUUAUUAUGUAAACACGCUGGCUGAUGUUGUGCCUCUAUUACCAAAGUAGGCAAUAUGUUCAGUUAUUAAUUUAAAAAAAUGUUAUUAUCAAUAAAUUAAUGUUAAAGCAA